Molecule: messenger RNA, 1008 nt
Organism: Linepithema humile (Argentine ant)
Lineage: Eukaryota; Metazoa; Arthropoda; Insecta; Hymenoptera; Formicidae
Source: RefSeq, a predicted model, not a curated record
AUGAUCAUCGGCUAUUUAGAUUUACAACCGCAAAGACAGAAGCAAAAGAGCACGGUCAAAUGGACAAGAAAACAAUUCACAUGUUACGAAUGCAACAAGAUAUUCUUGAAUCAAGGCUGUCUCUGGAGUCAUAAAAGAAACGAAUGUGACGCGUGGAAAUUCCAGCGGAAAAUUUACAUGAAGAAGCUGUAUCUGAGGCCAGGCCUGUGCAAAGAAAGUCUGCGACAGUGUCAGCGGCAUGUUUGUCCCAAAUGUGGCAGGAGCUACAAGGCCAAAAGCAGCGUAUCGCGUCACUUAAAACUCGAAUGUGACAAGAUGCCACAGUACAAGUGUACGAUUUGCAAAAGAGAGUUCCAUCAAAUUGACAACUGCAAGCGUCACGUCAAGAGUGUUCAUCAUGAAGACAUCACUAAAGACUACAUAGAGUUUAGCGUAUCGCUGCAAAGUCGCAUCGCGUCGGCAAUGAAGAAGAACUCCAAACAUUCAGUACAGUACAGCAUGCCGGACUAUUAUAAGAGAUUAGGCAGACACUUCUGCUCGGCUUGUGGAAAAGAGUAUAGAUGGAUGCAAUCGUUGAUCAGGCACAAACGAGAAGAGUGUGGAAAGGAUCCGCAGCAUACUUGUAGCGUAUGCGGUAUAAGGAUCCGACACAAGUGGAUGCUUAAGAAGCAUCUGGUCAACGUUCACUUCUGGGACUUCCGGAAUGAUUACAAAGCCAGCAAGCAAAGAUACGAAAAAUAUCACUGGCAGUAUCGCGAUUUCAUCGAGCAAAAACACGAAGAAUAUCACGGGCAGAACCGCGGUAAAUAUAGUUGUAACGUUUGCGAGAGGAAGUAUAAGUGGAGAUCGUCUCUGUGGAGACACAAACGCGAAGAGUGCGGCAAAGAGCGGCAGUGUCUAUGUCCUCUUUGUGGCAAGAAAUUCGUACACAAGCAUCAUCUCAAGCAUCAUUAUGAAACACAGCACAUGCAAACUUCGAGACGCAAACUCCACAAAUCUAAUCCGUAA